Messenger RNA from Hirundo rustica (Barn swallow), 4175 nucleotides. It is a transcript of the gene PHKB, whose product is annotated as phosphorylase kinase regulatory subunit beta. NCBI's taxonomy places the organism in Eukaryota, Metazoa, Chordata, Aves, Passeriformes, Hirundinidae. Gene Ontology annotation, molecular function: calmodulin binding. The record is from RefSeq and is a predicted model, not a curated record. Gene Ontology annotation, biological process: glycogen metabolic process. Gene Ontology annotation, cellular component: phosphorylase kinase complex. The transcript has 31 exons. The coding region runs from base 61 to 3336 and encodes 1091 amino acids.
GGGCCCGCCCGGCGCCGGCACCCAGCGCCCAGCGCCCGCGGCUCCCGGGAGCGCUCCGCCAUGGCCGCCACUCACAUGGCUGACGUGAGCUGGAAGAUGCUGGAGCUGCGCGCUCGCUCCAAACGCUCAGGUUCAAUUUAUGAGCCACUUAAAUGUAUUAACCUUCCAAAGCCAGAGGGGGAAACUCUGUGGGAUAAAUUAAAUCAUUACUAUAGAAUUGUUAAAUCGACGUUGCUGCUCCAUCAAAGCCCAACCACAGGUCUGUUCCCUACCAAGACUUUUGGGAAUGACCAAAAGGCAAAAGUCCAUGACAGCCUUUACUGUGCUGCCUGUGCCUGGGCAUUGGCCCUUGCUUACAGGCGCAUUGAUGAUGACAAGGGAAGGACCCAUGAGCUGGAGCAUUCUGCCAUAAAGUGCAUGAGAGGAAUUCUCUAUUGCUACAUGCGCCAGGCCGAUAAGGUUCAGAAAUUUAAACAAGACCCCAAACCAUCUGCGUGUCUGCAUUCUGUGUUCAAUGCACACACUGGAGAUGAGGUCUUCUCCCAUGAGGAGUAUGGUCACCUUCAGAUCAAUGCUGUGUCAUUAUUUCUCCUAUAUUUGGUUGAGAUGAUCUCUUCAGGGCUGCAGAUUAUCUACAACACGGAUGAGGUGUCCUUUAUCCAGAACCUUGUGUUUUGUGUGGAGAGAGCCUAUCGUGUACCAGAUUUCGGUGUCUGGGAAAGAGGCAGCAAAUACAACAAUGGCAGUCCAGAGCUGCACUCAAGCUCCGUGGGACUGGCAAAAGCGGCUUUAGAAGCAAUUAAUGGUUUCAAUCUCUUUGGAAAUCAGGGCUGCUCCUGGUCUGUCAUAUUUGUGGAUUUUGAUGCCCAUAACCGGAACAGACAGACCCUGUGCUCGUUGCUGCCCCGGGAGUCGAGGUCUCAUAAUACUGAUGCAGCUCUUCUGCCCUGCCUUAGUUAUCCUGGGUUUGCUUUGGAUGAUGAGGUUCUGUUUGGUCAGACACUAGAUAAAAUUAUUAGAAAGUUGAAAGGCAAAUACGGGUUUAAGAGGUUCCUGAGGGACGGGUACAGAACGGCGCUGGAGGACAGAACGCGGCGUUAUUAUAAACCGGCAGAAAUCAAGCUUUUUGAUGGCAUUGAGUGUGAAUUCCCUCUGUUUUUUAUUUUUAUGAUAAUUGAUGGCAUUUUUAGAGGAAAUCCUACACAAGUAAAGGAAUAUCAGGAUCUUCUGGACCCUUUGCUUCAACACACACCUGAAGGGUGCCCUGUUGUCCCCAAGUAUUACUACGUGCCCGCUGACUUUGUGGAGCUGGAGAAGAGGAGCCCGGGCAGCCAGAGGCGGUUCCCCAGUAACAACGGGCGGGACGGGAAGCUCUUCCUGUGGGGCCAGGCCGUGUACAUCAUUGCCAAGCUGCUGGCUGAUAAAUUAGUGAGCCCUAAAGAUCUGGACCCCAUCGGCCGGUACGUAGCCCCCCAGGACCAGCGGAACGUCAGCAUGCGGUUUUCAAAUCAGGGUCCUUUAGAAAAUGAUUUGGUGGUACACGUGGCCCUGAUAGCAGAAAGCCAGCGCCUACAAGUUUUUCUGAACACAUAUGGAAUCCAAACUCAGACCCCCCAGCAGGUGGAACCAAUUCAGAUAUGGGCUCAGAAAGAACUUGUCAAAGCUUACUUCCAUUUGGGAGUCAAUGAGAAAUUGGGAUUAUCUGGAAGACCGGACAGACCCAUAGGAUGCCUUGGAACAUCAAAGAUUUAUCGAAUACUAGGGAAGACUGUAGUUUGCUACUCGAUCAUUUUUGAUCUCAGUGAUUUCUACAUGUCUCAGGAUGUUAUGAUGUUGAUUGAUGACAUUAAGAACGCCCUGCAGUUCAUCAAGCAGUACUGGAAGAUGCACGGCCGGCCCCUGUUCGUGGUCCUGAUCCGGGAGGACAACAUCAGAGGGAGCAGGUUCAGUCCCAUAUUAGAUAUGCUGGCAGCCUUUCGGAAGGGCGUUGUUGGAGGAGUGAAGGUUCACGUUGACAGAGUGCAGACAUUAAUAUCUGGAGCAGUUGUUGAACAACUUGACUUCCUGAGCAUCACUGAAACAGAAGAGGCUCCUGUAUUUAAGAGUUUGGAGGAGCUGGAUCUUCCAAAACAUUCAAAAGUCAAGAGACAAUCUAGUACUCCCAAUGCUUCUGAACUUGAGCAGCAACCAGAUGUAAAUAUUAAUGACUGGAAAAACAAGUCAACAUACGAGAUCCUGCAGAAACUUAAUGACUGCAAUUGCCUGGCAAGUCAAGUGUUGCUCUCAAGUAUAUUGCUUAAAAGGGAAGGGCCGAAUUUUAUCACCAAGGAAGGGACUGUUGCUGAGCACAUUGAAAGAAUCUACAGACGAGCUGGCAGCAGAAAGCUCUGGUCUGUUGUGCGCUUCGCAGCAAGUCUUUUAGGUAAACUAGUGGACAGCCUUGCACCAUCUAUUACUAAUGUUUUAGUUCAGGGCAAGCAGGUGACAUUGGGAGCUUUUGGCCAAGAGGAAGCAGUUAUUUCUAACCCCUUAUCACCAGCAGUGAUUAAGGACAUGAUCUAUGAAAAAUGCCAGUUACAAGAUGAAAGAGAGGCUGUGGUGCAGCAGGAACUUGUCAUCCACAUUGGCUGGAUCAUCUCCAAUUCCCCAGAACUGUUCAGUGGGAUGCUGAAGAUACGGAUUGGAUGGAUCAUCCAUGCUAUGAAGUAUGAACUGAAAAUCCGUGCUGGGGAUCUGCCAGCCAAGGACUUGUACCAGAUGUCCCCCAGUGAGGUGAAGCAGCUCCUGCUGGAUAUUCUGCAGCCUCAGCAGCCGGGCAGGAGCUGGCUGAACAGGAGGCAGCUGGAUGGCUCCCUGAACAGAACUCCUGCGGGUUUCUACGACCGCGUGUGGCAGAUCCUGGAGAGAACCCCCAACGGCUUGAUCGUGGCAGGGAGAUUCCUGCCCCAGCAACCAACCUUAUCGGAUAUGACGAUGUAUGAAAUGAAUUUUUCCCUCCUAGUUGAAGAUAUGCUGCAAAACAUCGACCAGCCACAAUACCGGCAGAUCAUCGUGGAGUUGCUGAUGGUUAUAUCUGUUAUUUUGGAGAGAAAUCCUGAGCUAGAGUUCCAGGACAAAGUGGACUUGGACAAGGUGGUACAAGAAGCAUUUCAUGACUUUCAGAAAGAUCACAGCAGUCCGAAGGGAGCUGAAAAUCAAAGCGACAUGACUGCAUUCUACAACACCCACCCACUUGGAAAAAAGGGAACGUGCAGCUACUUGAGCAAGGCUGUGAUCACUUUGCUGCUGGAAGGGGAAAUGAAACCAAGCAACGAUGAUCCCUGCACCGUUAGCUAAAGCUUGGCACACAGCACGGGAAUUGUCGCUUUACUUAGUGUUCAGUGUAUUUUUCAAGCCUAUUUUAAGGGACUGGUUUGAAGGGUAACGCUGGCUAGUGACACAAAUGCAUCCUAUCCUUUGCUGAAAGAAGUGCCAUUAAAGAUACCAAGUGCCACCAGAUUUUUUCCUUUCUCAACUAUGCAGCAUGAAACUGAGCACAUGAAGUUAGUCCUAUGGUAUUUGAUUAAGUUGAAUGGGAAUGUAUGAUCUUAAAAUAUGCGUUUACUGUAGCUGGUAAAUUCAAGGGAACGGCAGUGUGAGAUUUUGUCUUUGUACCUCUAUUUAUUUAUAAUUGCAAACAAGUAGAAGAUAAAUUAAUAUGCAUACCAAUCAGUGUGGAAAUACAAAAAAUGGAUUAUUUUCUUAUUAUUCUACAGAUUGGCAGUGAAGUAUUUGUUAUUCUCUUAAGGUUUUCUUUAUCAGUUCAAGUGACAGCAUUCAUUUUAUUGUGUUGGGUUUUUUUAAUUUACAGGUUGGUAACUUGAUAUCCAGGUUUCAUCCUAAUAGAGCAGCUUUUUAUCUCUAGCAAUACACAUCACUGUAUUUUCCCAGUUGUUAUUUAAACAUCUGUAAGUUAACAAGGGAUCUGUAUGGUAACACAAUAAAAGUUUGUUUAUAAGAAAAGGCAAACAGGCUGUAUUUAAAUUAAAAUCAAUGAAGAAAUAACUUUGUAUUACAUACAUUAUCAUGGUAUUAAAGAAUUCGAGAUACACUUACUUACCUCCUAAAUGUGUGAAAACACUGUAUGCUAUAUGCUUUAUUUUGAUGAAAAUAAUAAAAAGCAAAUGCUUGUACAA